This is a messenger RNA of Lycium ferocissimum, 2812 nucleotides long. RefSeq names its product F-box/FBD/LRR-repeat protein At4g26340-like. The transcript is spliced from 4 exons. Lineage: Eukaryota; Viridiplantae; Streptophyta; Magnoliopsida; Solanales; Solanaceae. The coding region runs from base 1392 to 2144 and encodes 250 amino acids. Gene Ontology annotation, molecular function: protein binding. The record is from RefSeq and is a predicted model, not a curated record.
CUAAUUCCAAAAUGUGCCAAGACUGAGAAAUGCUGUUUUGCUGCUUCUGCUAAACCAUACAUUCUCAGCAACUGUAAGUUCCUUUCUAUUUUGUUUUAGACAGUAAAAUUAGUUUUGAUAUUUUAUUGGUUUUGUUUUUGAGAAUUAAAUAUUAAGUGAAUACUGUGCAUUAUAUAUUCAUUGAUUAUGUGAUUGUGAUUGAACUGGUUUUCUGCUCCACACUUGUAAAGGAAAUAAGGUUCACUGAGCCUUAAAAUAAUGGUAUAAACUAUUUUCUUUAAUGUAUCCAAAUGAAUUAAUGGUAAAAAAAACACUUAACUAUCAUUUUUUCGAGAGUUUCACACUCCAACUAUUAGUUGUUUUCUUUUCCUACCUGAAUUAUCACCAUUUAUAUAUUAAAACAGAGGGGAUCUUAGUAGCUCAGUUGUUUAGCUACCUGAACUUUUACCUUGUUGAUGAGGGUUCGAUUCUCAUCUCGUAAUCUCCUCUCUCAUUUCUCCUUCCCCACCCCCAAUGUAAUUAAAGAAAGUUAAAAAUUAAAAAAACAAUAUGUAUAUUAAAGCACACCUCAACUAUCAGCUGAUCUAUUUUCCUACCUGAUAGGGUUUAGGGUUUUCAGGUAGGAGGUAGGAAAAGGGAACAGGUAAUAGUUGAAAUGUGUUUUCAACUUUUCAUACAUAGAUGGUGAUAGUUCAGAUAAGAAAAGGGAACAACCGAUAGUUGGGGUGUGAAACUCGUGGAAAAACCAUAGUUCGGGUGUGUGUUUUUCCUAAGAUUCUCAUGUCUGUCAUGUAUAAAGGACAGCCUGAUGCACAAAGCAUCACGCGUUCACGUCAGUACGGGGAAGAGCCACACCCUGAAGGGGUGGGAUGUAGCCCGAUGCACAGAGCAUCUUCGCUAGGUUCUAUAAUUAUUUGAAGUAUCACUUAGUAAUGUUAAAUGUGACAUUAUUUUCAGUUCCCAUUGUUUUCAAUUGCUGACUUUCCCAGCAAUUUGAGAGUUUUCAAAUUGUGGGCUUAAAGCCACUAAGAUUAUAUGGGCCAUGCAAAUUUGAUGUCAUAUAUCUAGCCAAAAUCUCGAAACAGCUAGUAAUUAAGCUAAUUGCAUCAGUUAUAAUGACCUGUUACUGGGAAGGUCUUUUUAUUCUGUAGCAAUGAUCAAUCUCAUUUCAUAUGUUUUUUCGAAGCAACAGGUAAUUUAAUUCUCGUUGCUGUUUCUUCAUUUUAUUCAAGAAGUAUUGAUGGAAGGUGUUCUUGGCGUAAAAAAUGCAAGUCAUACAUCCUUGCUUUUCUUCUUGCAAUUGUGGUGUAUUGAUUUGACGACGUGAUUAGUUAUCUUUUGUAUUUUUUUCCUACUUUCUCCAGAUUCUUUUUGGUGAUUGUUGUUGACUGAUGCCUCCUACGGGCAAAAAAAAUCAUUGCCCCAAUGUUCUCAGCAACCUUCCUGAGGAUGUAAUCAAUGCCAUUCUGAUGUUUUUACCUUUACAAGAUGCUGUCCGGACAAGCAUUUUAUCAAAGAAAUGGAGGUACAACUGGUGCAGACUCCAGGCAUUGACUCUUGAUCGUAGUCUUUGGAAAUCAGAAAAGGAUAAAGAAUAUCCUACAACUAAAUUGAUGAAGCAUCUGACUCUCCAAUAUUGUUUAAUACUUCCUCCACCUGACUUCACAGGAUUUGAUAGGUUAAUUAGGCUGGAACUAUACAACGUCACAAUUUCUUCCAAAUCUCUUGAAAGUUUAAUCGGUCAUGCCCAGUUUCUCGAGCAUUUGGCGCUGGUUAAUGCUCCGGUCUUAGAUAUUUCAGAUCACAUUCAAAUUAAUACUCCCAAGCUGAGAUUCUUAGACUAUACAAGCAGUAUAAGAUCUAUUUCUUUAGUAAAUGUCCCUCUUCUUGAGAAACUUUUUUUGACAAGUGACGAACCUUCAGAGAACUCAAGAAUAUGCGAUAUUGCCACAUUUUUCGAAUCUUGCAAUUCUCUCGAGCAUCUCGACUUGAGUUCCGAUAAUAUCAAGGUCUUCGCUGAAGGUGGCGUACCAAAGAGGCUUCCCUUUGAUCUUAUCUGUGUGAAACGGCUAUGCCUAUGUAUUGGUUUUGAUGAAGUAGAUGUGGUCUUGUGUGGACUUUGCUUGCUAAGAAGCUUCCCAUAAUUACAAUAUCUGGAAAUUGAGGUGAAAUAUUGUUGUGUUGAUGUUCCCGCUCUAGAAUGUCUAGAAGUGGAAGGUUGCUCAGACUUGACUUUUCCUCACCUCAUAGAAGUUAAGCUAUUCGUAAUAGGCUCAAUCCCAGAGAUGCAGUUUAUCAAGCUUCUUUUAUCCAAGUCUCAGGUGCUGAAGAGAAUGCUAAUCGAGUCCUGGAUAGAAGAUAUAUGGAGAAUAGACAAAAGACUUGAUGAGCUUGCAAAUUGUUGGCGUGCAUCACCUGAAGCAGAAGUUGUCUUUGACCUUAAUAAGGUUCCAUAUAACAAUCCUGUUUGAUCUUCUGGACUCUUUAGUCAGAUCACCAUGAUCAUCUUAAGCUGAGAUCUUUUGAAAGUUGAAGUGAAUAGAGAGAAACAAGUGUUGAUACAGUAGAUACUGGUUGAUGGUGGAGGUGGUGAACCACUAGAGCAAGCCUCACUUGUCACAUACUAUAGAUAAGUGAAUCUUGAUUAUUGAUGUUUUGGCUAGUCUGUUUUGUAAUAACUUUGUCUUUACGAGGUAACCUUUCUACAUUACUUAACUGUUGUUGAAAGAACUAUGAAACGAGACUUUGGUUGUUGAUUUCAAAGUUAUGAUGUGGGUUGUGAUUUUAUUGCUGUCUAUUACGCCCUGGCUUA